Messenger RNA from Ipomoea nil (Japanese morning glory), 1073 nucleotides. Its product is annotated as catechol oxidase B, chloroplastic-like. Lineage: Eukaryota; Viridiplantae; Streptophyta; Magnoliopsida; Solanales; Convolvulaceae. The record is from RefSeq and is a predicted model, not a curated record. Bases 12 to 1073 code for a protein of 353 amino acids. The transcript has 2 exons. Gene Ontology annotation, molecular function: oxidoreductase activity.
AGCCAGCAGCCAUGGCUACGUCAACUCAUCCAAUAAUUUCAUGCACCAACGUUUCCUUCUCCACCAAGUCAUCGUCUUCUCCCGGUAACUUUUCCAGACGACCUUCCCAGAUCUUUCUCAACCCUAACCCCAGGAGCGCAGCAAGACGUGGUGACGUCAUCAAGAUCCGGUGCGCAGCCUCGCCGGAGGGGCGUGAAAACCCGGACAGAAGCCUCUCUGAGGCGAAACUUGACCGGAGAAAUGUCCUUCUGGGCCUCGGCGGUCUCUACGGCGCUUACAACUUGGGCGGUGGCUCCAACCCCUUUGCCCUGGCUGACCCUGUGCCCAUCCCUGACGUUUCCCACUGCGACCUUUCUACCAUUUCUUCGGAUAAGACCAAGAAAUGUAAAGUGCCAUACCGUUGUUGCCCUCCCAUCACGGAUACUACUGGUGUUGAGUACUAUAAGAUCCCCAGUUUUUCCAAGCUUAAUGUGAGGCCAGCAGCUCACGCCGUAGACGACGUCUACUUGGAGAAGUACAAGGCCGCCAUUAAGAAAAUGAAGGAACUUCCCCCCAGUGAUCCCCGAAGCUUCGACAAUCAAGCUAAGGUCCACUGCGCUUACUGCAAUGGCGCUUAUCAACUCGCCGGCGAGACCUAUCAGAUCCACUUCAACUGGCUCUUCUUCCCUUUUCACAGAUGGUAUUUGUACUUCUACGAAAGGAUCUUGCAAAGCCUGAUAGACGACCCAACAUUCACGUUGCCGUACUGGAACUGGGACAAUCCACAGGGCAUGAUCCUCCCGGAGAUGUUCGACGACUCGUCGUCGUCGCCGCUUUACGACCAGUACCGCAACCAGCACCACCGCAAGGGAUACGUGAUGGAUCUAGCAUACUCCGGCGACGAAAUCUCCGACUCCGUGAGCGACUUCCGUAAGAUGAACAACAAUCUUGCGAUUAUGCACCGGCAAAUGUUAACGAACGCGCCGUGUACGUUGCUCUUCUUUGGCAAGCCUCUUCGCGCUGAUAAUGAGCAGGUGGACAAUACCGGCAUGGGGACCAUCGAGAACAUCCCGCACAACUCUAUCCACCGAUGA